CCAGGUUAGAAGGGUCUGGGAUUCCUUUAUGAGGUGCAACCAAAACAGCUGUUAGAAGUAGCAACAGGGAUAUUCUGGCAGGCUGUCGAGAAUUAGUUCUUGAAUACUGUUGUGGUUUUGAUCACUAAUAUGGCUGUGACUUUUGGAUUCUCUUUGAGUGUUUCUUGGAUGUGUUGCCUGCUAAUUGGAGGGAUAACUUGUUUUACACUUAAAGGUAACGCUCAUGGGCAUCCUGCCUACACUGGACCUGAACUAACUGGAUCCUAUGCCAAAGCAAGUGUGGUGUCUGGUCCAAAUGCUAAAGCUACUGGCCACAAUGGCACGUCAGCAGAAGCUACUGGCCACAAUGCCACGUCAGCAGAAGCUACUGGCCACAAUGCCACGUCAGCAGAAGCUACUGGCCACAAUGCCACGUCAGCAGAAGCUACUGGCCACAAUGCCACGUCAGCAGAACCUACUGGCCACAAUGCCACGUCAGCAGAAGCUACUGGACACAAUGCCACAAGCUACCGGCCACAAUGCCCCGUCAAGUGUGAAGUCCGGCCCCGGCCACAAUGCCCCGUCAAGUGUGAAGUCAGGCCCCGGCGCCUCAGCAGAAGCGUCCGGCGCCUCAGCAGAAGCUUCAGGCCCCAGCGCCUCAGCAGAAGCACUGUGGGCCUGGAGUAA
Molecule: messenger RNA, 666 nt
Organism: Oncorhynchus gorbuscha (pink salmon)
Lineage: Eukaryota; Metazoa; Chordata; Actinopteri; Salmoniformes; Salmonidae
Product: mucin-19-like
Exons: 5
Coding region: 130-666 (178 amino acids)
Source: RefSeq, a predicted model, not a curated record